UCAAGCACAAGUGGUAGAAAAAGUACCGUAAACAAGGAAUCAGUCAGGUCACGCUUCUGAAUAUAACUGAAUGUAACCUGUAGAGAAGUUUGUGUGUCAUUCCCUCAAUUCGUCAGAAAGAACUCCAAUGGCUUCCCUUCAAUGGCUCAAAGAAAGCUGCAUUUCCUUCUUGCUAUUUGCGUCCAUCUUCCUUCUCAUUCUCCUGCAAUUUCUCCUGAAGGGAAAAUCGAGCAAACGAAAUCGCAAUCUUCCUCCCGGCCCUCCAAAGUUACCAAUCAUUGGUAACCUUCACCAGCUUGGUAGCAUGCCACACCUGUCCCUCCGCCGCCUGGCUGAAAAGUUUGGACCCAUCAUGUACUUACAACUAGGUGAAGUCCCAACUGUGGUAGUUUCAUCAGCUAGAAUGGCAAAGGAAGUGAUGAAAACCCAUGACCUUGCACUUGCAAGCCGCCCCCAGAUCUUUUCAGCUAAACAUCUGUUCUAUGAUUGCACUGACGUUGUCUUCUCCCCUUAUGGUGCUUACUGGAGGCAUAUUCGGAAAAUCUGCAUUCUUGAACUACUAAGUGCUAAACGGGUUCAAUCAUUUGGCUUUGUCAGGGAAGAAGAAGUUUCCCGUCUGAUCCAUAGAAUUGGAGAGUACUCUUAUCCCAGCACCGUAAAUCUAAGCAAGGUGCUAGGCUUAUAUGCAAAUGAUGUUCUGUGCCGAGUUGCAUUUGGAAGAGAUUUCUCACAAGGAGGAGACUAUGAUCGGCAUGGUUUCCAAAAGAUGCUCGAAGAUUAUCAAGAGUUACUUGGAGGAUUUAGUACCGGGGAUUUCUUCCCUUCCAUGGAGUUCAUACACAACUUAACAGGUAUGAAAACAAGACUCCAGCACACAUUCCGACGCUUUGAUCAGUUUUUCGAUGAGGUUAUAAAUGAACAUCUUAAUCCUAAAAGACAAAAAGAGGAGCGCAGCAAGGACCUUGUGGACGUUUUGCUCGAUGUACAGAAAAAUGUCUCUAAUGAAAUUCCUCUCACCAUGGACAAUGUUAAAGCCAUCAUCUUGGACAUGUUUGCUGCAGGAACAGACACGACCUUCAUAACUCUUGAUUGGGGAAUGACAGAGCUUAUUAUGAACCCAAAAGUAUUGGAAAGAGCGCAAGCAGAAGUCCGAAAAGUUGUAGGGGAGAGAAGAGUGGUCUUAGAGAGUGAUCUGCCUCAGCUUGACUACAUGAAAGCUGUCAUCAAAGAGAUCUUCCGUUUACAUCCUCCUGCUCCAGUCUUAGUCCCCAGAGAAUCCACCGAAGAUAUUAGAAUUAAUGGGUUUGAUAUUCCAGCCAAAACACGGGUUUUUGUCAAUGCCUGGGCAAUCGGCAGAGAUCCAGAGUCAUGGGAAAAUCCUGAAUCCUUUGAACCCGAAAGAUUUUUAGGUAGUCCAAUCGACUUCAAGGGGCAAGAUUUUGAGUUGAUACCAUUUGGAGCCGGUAGAAGAAGCUGCCCAGCUAUAACAUUUGGCACAGCAACUGUAGAGCUUGCAGUGGCUCAGCUACUCCAUAGCUUUGAUUGGGAGCUUCCCCCAGGUACUGAAGCUAAAGAUUUGGAUAUGACAGAAACUUUUGGCAUUACAAUGCACAGGAUAGCCGACCUGACGGUUAUUGCUAAACCACAUUUUCCUUAGAUCAAGGCAUCGUUUAGAAAUAAGUAAGAUAAAUAAAUAAUAACUCUUUUUUUGACAAGGGAUGAACAGGCUAGGUAUGUUACAGUAGUAUAGAGAAGUCCCUAGGGGAAGCUGUGUGAGAUUUUGUGUACUGGUAUACCCCUGUUAUCUUUUGUAAAGGGCAUAGCCUUGCUAAAUCAAUUGUAAUGAGGUGAACUGCGGUUCCCUGCUUUUUCCUUGCUAAAUCAAUUGUAAUGAGGUGAAUUGCGGUGUUU
This is a messenger RNA of Theobroma cacao (cacao), 1911 nucleotides long. RefSeq names its product cytochrome P450 71AP13-like. Gene Ontology annotation, molecular function: iron ion binding; oxidoreductase activity, acting on paired donors, with incorporation or reduction of molecular oxygen; heme binding. The record is from RefSeq and is a predicted model, not a curated record. Lineage: Eukaryota; Viridiplantae; Streptophyta; Magnoliopsida; Malvales; Malvaceae.